Molecule: messenger RNA, 3334 nt
Organism: Poeciliopsis prolifica (blackstripe livebearer)
Lineage: Eukaryota; Metazoa; Chordata; Actinopteri; Cyprinodontiformes; Poeciliidae
Gene: leng9
Product: leukocyte receptor cluster (LRC) member 9
Exons: 8
Coding region: 262-1965 (567 amino acids)
Molecular function (GO): metal ion binding
Source: RefSeq, a predicted model, not a curated record
UUUAUGCUUGUGUUGGUAAUAUUAAGCUUUCGUUUGUACAUCUAAAUUCGCUUCGCCUACAGAUACUUUUCAAUAAAACUGCAUUAACCAUAAUUCCAUUCGACACAGCUUGGGUCAAGAGUACCAAAGAGAGCGAUCACUUCGAUGAACUUCGUUAGGCUUCUUUUCUUUUCAGUGAAAAAAGUGUCCAGGUAGCAGAGACGGGUCAUUUUACGCCAGUCUGUCAGUGAAACGCUACAGGGAUAGCUCUUUGAUUUGGAAAUGGAGUCAGACGGCACAGAAGUUUCCUCGGGCUCUAUGGAGAACCAGAAGAGCGGAGGUGAGAGCUUCCUGACUCCCACCGCCCUGAUUGACUCACCGGAUCUGAGUGCGGCUGAAACUGACCGGAACAAUGAUACCCGGAAAAACACAGGAGAGUCUUCAGAGCAGAACAAGGAUGGAUUAAAAGUGUGCCAGUUUUUCCAGAAGGGAAAGUGUCACUUUGGACGAAGAUGUCGUUUAUCACACAGUGACCCAUCACCGCAUGACUCAGCGGGUCUAUCCACUGACAUGGAUGACAAACAGGAUGAAGAAAAGAUGGAAAAACACAAGAAGAAAAGAGGCGCCGUGAGCAAAGCGAUGAAGCCUAAAGACAACGAGGGGAAAGAUGUGAACAAAAAGCCCCGCAUGCGCACAGCAGAUGAGGUUAUCUCUCGCAUCUUGUGGGACACAUCGGUGGACGCUUCAGAGUUUGUGGUGGGCUACGUGGAUCGCUUCCUCGGUGUGCUGGAGCGCCCUUUCUGUGACUUCAACUGGGACACCAACCCCUGUGACUGCGACUACACGACAGAGCUGGCUCUGCCCAGACACCGGAUCCAGUACUUCGCCUACAGAGGGCACCGCGUCUGGGACCGCCACAGCAGAACUGACAGGGUUUUUGGCUCCACCGGUCAAUCUCUGUCUCCCCCGUUUGGAAAGGAGGAGGAAGUAAAGGAUGGAAGCAGAGUAAAGGAUCCAGAGCAAGAACAAGACGGUGAUUGUGAAACAACAGAGGAGCAGACAGGUGCUGUGGGUGGUCAGGAUGAAGACUGUGUUCGUACCAAAAACAGACAUGUGGAGGAAGAGGAGCUGAAUGAGAUGAAUCACACUUUUGCCCCCACACAUUGUGGAGGAAACACUUCUCAGGAACAGCAGGAUUCUCGUGGAUUAUGUGUUGAAGAGGAGGCUGCAAAUAGACUUCAAUUGCCAAGGGCGAAAAAUUCCUCAUUUCCGGAAAAUGACCAGGAUGUAAAUGAGGAAGGAGAGGAGAGACAUUUUGAAGACUGGGAGGAAACCUCGGAAGGUCAUGAAGACACACAGGAUCCAGCACUGGAGCAGGCAGAAGAGAAAAGUGGCAGGCGUCCUCCGAAGAAAAAACCCACUCACUUCAUCACCUUCCGGGCCAACACUCCUACGAUCCUGUCCUGCUUCCAGCAGCUGCAGGAGGAGCUCACCGUCCUCCUCCCCUCCUCUGCUCCUCACUGGCAGACCGCCUCCAAGCUGCACGUCACCCUGUGCCUCCUGGUGUUGCGCGGCCCAGCCGAGGUGGCGGCCGCGGUGGAAAUCCUCCGCCGGUUCGCCCAACUGGACCGCAACCCACCCGUGGCCGUGACCUUCCCGGUGAAGCUGAAGCACUUCAGUGGCAGGGUGCUGUACCUGAGCCCCCAGCCUCAGCUGCGCCUCCACCAGCUGAACUGCGGCCUGCAGGAGGCCUUCAGGAAGGAGGGCUGGUUGCACCGGAGCUCCUACAACCCGCGGUUCCACCUCACGCUGGCUAAGGUAGAAGACACAGAGGGGGAGAGGAUUUUUGACGGCGUUUGGGACCUGAAGGUGGGGAAGGGGUUGAAUUUUGGGCGGCAGCCAGUCAACACCUUACACCUUUGUACUGUUAGCGGCGCCGAGGUGAACGGUUUUUAUGAUAUCAUUUGCACCGUAACUCUUCGAUAAUGAAGACAUGUCUCUCGUCACCUGCACUAUUCUACUUAUAGCUAAUAAAUAGUGAUUUAAAUCACUAAACAGCACAUGACUUGGUGCAAUAAGAUAUGUUUACUCUUUUGACAUAUUCAUUAAAACUGAUGCUAAGGCAAGAUUUUUGGUAUUUAUUGAAGCAAUAAGUCAUAAAUUCAAAAAGAUGCAGUUCUCUCACAUUAAUUGUGCUUUACUAUUUUUCAUAUUUGCCUUAAUUUUGCAUACUUUGAGACUUACUUUGACCCCUCUGGGGUCCCUUCAUUUAGUGCCAUUGCUAUUGAGCAUGAAAAAUACUUUAUAAAGACUGCCAUAGGAAUGUUAUAUAUUGUAAUUAUUCAUUUCAGUCCUCACCAUACAGAACCGAUUUCUGUUGUGUUAAAUGUAUUUCAAUACAACAUAUUGGAAAAUUAAAUAAAACCAAAUCAAAUUGUAAUGAUGGUAUAAAAUCACAGGUUGUUUUUUCAAGGCAUGAAAAUUUCCCCCAAAACAUGAAACCUGAUCAAUUUUGCUUUUACAAUUUGCAUGAGCACAUUCAAAACAUAAAAUACGUAGUUUAAUAAUAAGUCACAAAAGCUAAAUUAUUGAAGCAAAUGCAACUCAUCUGAACUUCCUGUAACAUUUUGUUUACAGAAACUCAGAAGCAUUUGAAUUAGAGCAGAAAUCAGUUGUUAAAAGGCCUGUUUGUUUUGUAAGGAUAAAGCAAUCGUGCAAAGUUUUGAGUUGCUAGAAAUUUCCAUGAGACUAUAAGCAUGAAGCUCCUGGUAUUAGAUUUAUUUGACCAUAAAGAAGACUUUACUUGAAAUAAUAACAAUACUUCAUUUAUAUUGUGUGAGAAUUACGUUUUUAGCUGUAUAACUUUUUAUCAGAUUUUCUAUCAGAUUUUUACAGAAUUGAUUGGUUAAAACUAAUUGGAUCAAAAUAAUCUAAAGAAAUUCCAGAAAGCAAUCAAUGGACAAUCAAUGAUCAUAAUCUGGGCUCUGCCUAAAUUGAGCUGUUUUUCAUUUCAUUUGACUUUUUCUGAAGUUGAUGGAUCUAAUCUCCCAUUGAUCCAUCCUAUUGAACUUUGGCCUGUGUUUUUAAAAAAGCAAAUUAAGCACUUGUACUGUUUCUUAAACAGUUGUGAUAAAUAAAUGGUUGUUAAAGGUGUACAAACUUUUAUCUUCUUGAUGUUGUAAAGCUGCCAGGGUUUGUUAGCUACUCGGCUCGUUCUCUGCUGCCUUUCAUGAUUAAUUCGAUUAUGAAUAUUGAAUGUAAUGUGUUUCACAAGACGGAUCAGUCCGUAUUCUUCCACAAAUUAUUAUGACCGCUCAUUUGCUUUUGCAAUUAAACUUUAAGCGGAUGAUUUAAA